Molecule: messenger RNA, 2853 nt
Organism: Balearica regulorum gibbericeps (East African grey crowned-crane)
Lineage: Eukaryota; Metazoa; Chordata; Aves; Gruiformes; Gruidae
Source: RefSeq, a predicted model, not a curated record
AUGACAACAGAGAAGAGUCUAGCGGCGGACGCCGACAAUUCGGAGCAGCAGCAAGCCAAAGAGGAGGAAGGAGCUGCUGAAAUACAAAAGCAAGAGGCUUCCCUAGAGGAAGGGGCUCAGCAGACGUCGGAGGGACAGCCUGCAGCGGGGCAGAAGCAGAAGACCUCCAACGGCGAUACACCCACGCACGAGGAGCAGAGCAAGAAGGAGCGCCGCACCUCCGAGGGCCGGGGUCUCUCCCGCCUGUUCUCAUCCUUUCUCAGGAGGCCCAAGUCUCAGGUGUCCGAAGAGGACAAAGACACUGAUGCUCCUAAAGAGGCAGGAGGUGACCAGAAAGACCCGGGAUUAGGAGCCAGCCCUGAUGAAGACAUCCUGGUGAAAGCCCCAAUUGCAGCUCCUGAGCCUGAGCUCAAAACCGAUCCAUCGCUAGAUCUCCAUUCCUUAAGCAGUGCGGAAACACAGCCUGCGCAGGAGGAGAGGAGGGACGACCAGGAGCCAGACAACAGAGACCUCGGGGGCAAGGAAGGAGGGGAAGCCAAGGAAGAGUGCGCCAAGCCAGAGCCGAAACAAGAGACCCCGGAGACCAAAGCAGAGAAGGAUUUGAAAGCUGCCCAGAAAGCAGUAAAAAGACACAGAAACAUGUACUGCAAAGUCGUCUUGCUGGAUGACACCAUUUUUGAGUGUGCCGUGGAUAAACACGCCAAGGGGCAGGAUCUACUUAAAAAAGUCUGCGACCACCUCAAUCUCCUGGAAGAAGACUAUUUUGGUUUGGCCAUAUGGGACACGCCAACCUCCAGGACGUGGCUGGAUCCUGCCAAAGAAAUUAAAAAACAGGUUCACGGAGGCCCCUGGGAUUUUACCUUCAAUGUCAAGUUUUAUCCACCGGAUCCCGCGCAGCUGACAGAGGACAUAACCAGGUAUUACUUGUGUCUUCAACUUAGACAAGACAUCAUGACAGGGCGGCUGCCCUGUUCCUUUGCGACUUUGGCUCUGCUGGGUUCGUACACGGUCCAGUCCGAGUUGGGAGACUACGAUCCUGAUCUGCACAGCCCGGAUUAUAUCACUGAAUUUAAAUUGGCCCCGAACCAGACAAAAGAACUGGAAGAGAAGGUUGUGGAGCUUCAUAAAACGUACAGGUCCAUGACUCCAGCUCAAGCAGACCUGGAAUUUCUUGAGAAUGCAAAAAAGCUGUCUAUGUAUGGAGUUGACCUUCACCAAGCUAAGGACUUGGAGGGAGUGGAUAUCACUCUGGGAGUCUGUUCCAGUGGCCUUCUUGUUUACAAAGAUAAACUGAGAAUCAACCGCUUCCCUUGGCCCAAAGUCCUGAAGAUUUCCUACAAACGCAGCAGCUUCUUUAUUAAGAUUCGGCCCGGGGAGCAAGAACAGUAUGAAAGUACAAUUGGAUUCAAGCUGCCAAGUUAUCGGGCAGCGAAGAAGCUGUGGAAAGUAUGUGUUGAGCAUCACACGUUUUUCAGGCUGACUUCCACCGAGGCCAUCCCGAAGAGCAGGUUUCUGGCGCUGGGCUCCAAGUUCCGCUACAGUGGCCGGACGCAGGCGCAGACGAGGCAGGCAAGUGCCUUGAUUGACCGACCCGCUCCACAGUUCGAGCGGACGGCAAGUAAGCGAGCCUCCAGGAGCCUUGAUGGAGCUAAACGUGCGACUCAAAAAGUUGAGUUCAGAGCCGUAGAGGAAGAGAAGCAGGAGGAGGUGGUGGUGGUUGAGGUUCCUGAACCAAAACCCGCGGAUCAGGUCCGAGAGAAGCCAGCAGUGGCCGUGAUAACCCCUGAGAGGAGUCCCCGUCCCACCUCUGCCCCGGCCAUCGCUCAGAGCCACGCUGCAGAACCACUCCCAGCUAAGCCCGACGUGAAGGACACAUUCGCUGCCUCUAAAGUAGAAAAGGAAGCGGCGAAACCCGAUGUGAGACGUGAAGAAAUCCCACUGGAGAAAGCCAAGCCAGAGCCAGCCGAUACAUCAAAGAAAAGAUCAAAGAGGCUAGAUGGUGAAAACAUUUAUAUCAGGCAUAGCAAUUUAAUGUUGGAGGAUCUAGAUAAGACCCAAGAAGAAAUAAAGAAGCAUCACGCCAACAUCAGUGAAUUGAAGAAGAAUUUUAUGGAGUCCGUCCCGGAGCCUCGGCCGAGUGAAUGGGACAAACGCUUGUCCACUCACUCCCCUUUCCGGACCCUCAAUGUCAACGGGCAGAUUCCCACGGGAGCGGAUGGACCACCGCUAGUGAAGACACAGACAGUCACCAUCUCCGACGUGUCCAGUGCCAUCAAAAGUGAAAUUCCCACGAAGGAAGUCCCCAUCGUCCACACGGAGACGAAGACUAUCACCUACGAAGCUGCACAGACAGAUGGUGGCAAUGGAGAUUUAGACCCUGGCAUCCUGCUGACUGCUCAGACCAUCACUUCGGAAACCACCAGCAGCACCACCACCACGCAGAUCACGAAGACUGUAAAAGGUGGCAUUUCAGAGACACGGAUUGAAAAGAGGAUCGUCAUCACAGGAGAUGCAGAUGUAGACCACGACCAGGUUCUAGCGCAGGCGAUAAAAGCAGCGAAGGAGCAACACCCGGACAUGUCGGUGACCAAAGUGGUUGUGCACCAGGAGACCGAGAUCGCAGAGGAGUAGCGAGGCUGUGAAGCGUUCCUGCCAGACACAACGCCAGGAAAAAGAGACCCAGCAAAACUACCAAGAAACUACCUGGAGCACAAAGACCUCGGAUUUACAUGACUUGACACUCAGAGACAUUCAUAUCAUUUAUUAGGAGUUGCGCUUUGACAUUUUACUUGGGAUUUUCCAGACUCCACUGGAUCCUAUUGGAUAUAGAUUUUUUUUUUAAUACAUAUAUAU